Messenger RNA from Debaryomyces fabryi, 2421 nucleotides. Its product is annotated as putative ubiquitin-protein ligase. Gene Ontology annotation, molecular function: ubiquitin protein ligase activity. The record is from RefSeq and is a predicted model, not a curated record. The coding region runs from base 1 to 2421 and encodes 806 amino acids. The transcript has a single exon. Gene Ontology annotation, biological process: ubiquitin-dependent protein catabolic process; protein ubiquitination. NCBI's taxonomy places the organism in Eukaryota, Fungi, Ascomycota, Pichiomycetes, Serinales, Debaryomycetaceae.
AUGUCAAAUAAUACUAUAUUGAAGAACACAACAUCCGCAUCUAUUGAUUCCAAUGAGGAUCAGGAUGAUGAGUGGUUUCUUGCCAAAUUAAUCAUAGCAUUCAUUGAUGCAAUCUGGGAACAAAGUGAGACUUCGUCUCAGAAUCGCAUACUGUGGGAUAGAUUUGGAGGUGUAGCAACAUACUGCUGCUCAAUAUACGGUGUUUCGUGUUUGGUCAUGGCAUUAAUAUUAAAUCGAACAUUGGUAAUGGCCUCCACAAAUUCAUCACGGAACCAGCAAUCGGCAAUAAGUAGACAAAGGGGUAUCCUUAACACACCAAAACUGGCUGAGCUUCUAAAGAACAUGAGUAUGGUGAGUUUCAAGUUAUUUGCAGUAGGAUUAUUGUUGUACAAUUGUUACUAUUUGUUGGUUGCGUUGAAUCUUUACUAUCAUACUGGCCUAACGGUAAAUGAUUCUUUACCUUGGUACCAUGUAUUGGUACCAGAUAACCUCUUUGAAUACGAUCCUGAUGUGUUUAAUUCAAAUAGAUAUAUGGCAACACCAAAAGAUCAAGUUAAUAUUGGUCCAACUACUGAUAUGUAUUGGCCAGUUUUCCUUGGAUUCUGUUUUCUGCUGUUCAUAGAAACAUUUGUGUCAGUAGUCCAAGGUAAGCAGCCUUAUACUGAAUCAGGAAUCACCAUUUUCGAGCAUUCUUUAGCGUUCCAAGAGGUUAGUUCAACUGGAUUCUUCGGUAGUUCUCGUCUUUACAAAAGGCCUACUGAACAGGUUUUAAUGGCUUGCAUUUUCCUGACAAUGAACCAUAUUAAUAUACAUAUUGGAGGGCUAUUAUACAAUAAUAGAUACAGACUUAUCCCGCUGACAAUAAUCGGAUUGGCAUUUUUGACAUAUUUCGUAUCAUGCUUUACAAAUGGAAACAUAUGGAAAUUUCCAACGAUUAUUAUUAUGUCUUUUGUGCCUCAAGUCCUUAUCAUGCUGAUAAUUUUCGUAUCCGUAUUUAUAUUUUCGAUGGCUGUACUAGCAAAGGGGUUCCAAUUACAAGAUUUAAAUUAUGCUAGCUUUUUACUUUAUGAAAAUCACGAAAGCGAUACAGAAUUCAGAACAAGAAAUUUAAACAUCGGGUUGCAGGAUGAUUUCUAUACUGCAUUGUUAAAUCUUGGUAUGUUAGCAAUUACACUGGCCGGUAAAUCAAGCUAUAUUACAGAGCUUAGUCUUGUAACGGUUGAUGAAGACACAUGGUUAGAAAGAAGCAUUUGGCAAAAGCUCAAAUACCAAGUAAAAUCAGUUGCAAACUUACAAACUAAGACAAACACAAACAGUGUAAUGGAUUACUUGAAAAAGAAUAAUAUUUCCGGAUAUGGAAAUAUGAUAAUGACUCCUUCAAAACGUUUGAUUUCAGGCGAAAGGACAGAUGUAUUCCACGAUGAUUCUACCGAUUUAAAAAAUUCCAAAUCUAUCAGCGUAUUGCGUAAGAGGAUUCUUUUUCUUAAAGAAAUCUUUUCUGAUCUUAUGCAAUUAUUAUAUGGAUUGAUCAUUGAUUCCUUUUUGUUAAAUUAUGUACCUAAAAUAUUCAGUCAUUAUGUUUUACGUCGUCCGAUUAGUGAAAAUAGGAAUAUACUGGAAACGGAUGAAGAUUUUGAAAUAAGGAAAAGAAAGGCCCCUGCAUUUUUACGCCCGUACAUAAGAAGGAAUGUAAGGAAUCCUAAGAAAGUUACUUCACUUAGAAAAGAAGUGACACCAAGCGAACAAUCGGUGGAUUUGAACGAUUACACCGAAGAACAGUUGGCUCAAGACUAUAUAUCUUUAUUACUUGAGAAGGAGUUACCUGAUGUUGAUGAUUCAGAGGACUACUACCAAACUAAUUAUUAUGAACUGGACCUAGACGAAGAGUCUGAUAUUGAGUCCAUAUACUUGUCAUCAACCACGUCACUGAGAAAUCAGUUGAUGGAUGAUGCUUCUCAUACAUUGAUUGAUGAAUUGUUAUCUCCUGAAGAGUUCCAAAAUUUAAUGAGUUCCGCUAAUGUUGAUAUCUUACAACGCCACUUGAAUCAUGACUCACGGGCAAAUGGUAUAUUAACUAGGUCUAGAUUCAAUGCACUCAACUCGGGUCUCACUACACAAGAGAAUAAUUUAUCUAGCCAAGAUGAAAUAUCAAAACUAUUGGAAUUGAUAUUAAAUAAAAGAAAAGCUCAGAUUUAUGAUUUAUCAUCUGAUGGAUCUAACAACAAUACUGAAGACUACGAUCUAAAUUCAAAAUUAGAUUGUGUUAUUUGUCAAACUAAUGUCAGAGAAAUCAUUACAUGGCCUUGCAAAUGUUUCGCUAUUUGUGAAUCUUGCCGUUUGAGUUUAAUUUCUAAAGGCAUUGAAGGCUGUGUUUGCUGUCGUAGAGAUGUCGAAGGUGUAUCUAAAGUAUUUAUACCGUGA